This is a messenger RNA of Cannabis sativa, 1170 nucleotides long. RefSeq lists its product as uncharacterized. The coding region runs from base 1 to 1170 and encodes 389 amino acids. The transcript has 2 exons. Gene Ontology annotation, molecular function: zinc ion binding. NCBI's taxonomy places the organism in Eukaryota, Viridiplantae, Streptophyta, Magnoliopsida, Rosales, Cannabaceae. The record is from RefSeq and is a predicted model, not a curated record.
AUGAGAAGGCUUGGAGGUGCCGAGAGAAGGGACUUAUGUAUUCGAGGGGUACGCCAAAGAAGCAGCCUUAUAGUCGAUUACACUGUUACUUUUACGUGCCGGAACAGAAGAAUCCGAGUACUAUUACGUACAUUAUCACAGAGGAUAACAGUUCAAGUACCGUUUCGGUCACCGGCCGCUUGUAGGAGGGGAUUUAAGUUUUUUCGUCCUGUGAUUAGUAUCGACGGCACGUUCUUGAAGACAAGGUUUGGGGGCACAAUGCUAGUUGCUGUAGCGUACGAUGCAAAUAACCAACUGUUUCCGAUUGCCUUUGCAAUUGUUGACAGCGAGAAUCAUGACUCUUGGAAGUAUUUCUUGCAGAAGUUAAAGGAAGCGAUUGGGGAGGUUGAAAACUUAGUGUUUGUAUCGGAUAGGCAUCAAAGCAUUGAACAUGCUGUCGAGGUUAUUUUCCCCGAAGCAUGCCACUGUGCAUGCUACAAACAUAUUUCUAUGAAUGUCACCCACAAGUUCAAGACUGAUGUAUGUAACACGCAAAUAUGGUUGGCCGCUUACGCAUGGUCGAAGAGGGAAUGUGAUAGACAUUUGCAGGUGCUCCGACAGAUGGAUCCUCCCAUCGCUGCUUAUGUUGACAAUAUAGGAUUAGAAAAAUGGGCUGGUCCUUAUUGUCUAGGAGACAGGUUCACACUACAAAAUUGGUUUGCUAACCGUCUGGAGAAGGCAAGUAAGUGUGUUACCCCUUUGGCAACUCAUUUUGAGGAAGAUUUGAUAAAGCAACACGAGGAUGGUAGACGUAGAAGUGUCCUACGUAACGGUGCACAAUUGUUUAAUGUUGGAAGAGGUGCUGACGGUUCUGACUUUGAAAAAGGCGGAGAUGUGAACUUAGUUGAGAGAACUUGCACUUGCGGCAUGUUCCAAUUGUUGAAAAUUCCUUGUCCCCAUGCAUGUGCUGCAGCGCUUACUCGGAAUGUCGUUGUCUACGCUCUGUCAUCCCCCUAUUACACAAAGGAGACGUGGAAGAAUACUUACGAUGCAACAAUUAAUGUUGUGGGCGAGGAGGAUGAAUGGGUGCUUCCAGAACACAUGCAGAACAUGAGAAUCGGUGUACCAGUGGAGAAGAAACCUGUAGGUCGUCCAAGAAAGAGCAAUGCAGGAAGACUACGGACUAACUGA